This is a messenger RNA of Auanema sp. JU1783, 501 nucleotides long. The record is from the annotation of a GenBank genome assembly. Lineage: Eukaryota; Metazoa; Nematoda; Chromadorea; Rhabditida; Rhabditidae.
AUGUCCGAGUAUUACAGAGAGUCUUAUAUCACACAUCCAUCACGAGGUAAGAGUAUUAUCUGUUAUGCAUUAGUCAAAUACGGCUAUAGUAAUUUCAGUCUUUCUAUUCUUGAAUAUUGUAACAGAGAUGAAGUAAUCACAAGGGAACAAUAUUAUCUUGACUUAUUAAAUCCUACUUACAAUAUCCUAAAAUAUGCUUAUUCUUCGGAUGGUUAUAAACAUACUCUAGAAGCUAUUAAUAAAAUGAGUUUAGCCAAAAAGGGUAAAUUCACUAUAGAAGACAAUAGUUUUUACGGUAAGACUCAUACUGAAGAAGUUAAAGAAUUAAUGUCUCGGGCAGCUCUAAGAAGAACUAAACCAAAUAAUGCUAAACCUGUAUUCUUGAAAAAUCUUGAUAAUAAUAUUAUUGGAGAAUUUAAGUCAAUGACAGAAUUAAGCUAUUAUUUAAAAGCCGAUAAAUCGACUUUAGCAAAAUAUAGAGAUUCUAAUAGUCAAAUUUAG